This is a messenger RNA of Sporisorium graminicola, 672 nucleotides long. RefSeq lists its product as uncharacterized. Gene Ontology annotation, cellular component: cytosol. Gene Ontology annotation, biological process: Mo-molybdopterin cofactor biosynthetic process. The transcript has a single exon. The record is from RefSeq and is a predicted model, not a curated record. The coding region runs from base 1 to 672 and encodes 223 amino acids. NCBI's taxonomy places the organism in Eukaryota, Fungi, Basidiomycota, Ustilaginomycetes, Ustilaginales, Ustilaginaceae.
AUGGCGAGCUCGACACGUCAAGAUGCGGACUCGAGCACCGCAUCUGCACUUCUGUCUUCCCCAGCGUCGAGCAGCAUCAAGAGUCAGUACGGCGACGAAGCAGUCCUGACGUACGAGGUGCUCAACGAGAAGGACGCGGUCAGCUUUGUAGCCGACAACGGGGCUGGAGCGACGGUGCUGUUCAGCGGGACAACGAGGGACUCCUUCAGAGGUAAGCAGGUAACAAGACUCGAAUACGAGGCCUACACCUCGCUCGCUCUCAAGACGCUGCAAUCACUGCUGUCUCGAGCCCACACAUCUGCGCCAUUCGUAGACAACCCCAUCCCGCUGUCUGCCAACGCAGACCCACAAUCUGCAUCAUUUGAGGACCGCGUCACGCGAUGCUACGUAGCGCAUCGGCUAGGUGCAGUCAGUGUGGGCGAGUGCAGUAUUCUGAUCGCUGUCAGCUCGCCGCACCGCAAAGAAGCAUUUGUAGUGGCAGAGUGGUUGCUGGAAGAGGUCAAGAAGAACGUGGCUAUCUGGAAGAGGGAGUUUUACGCUACUGGAGCCAGUGUCACUGCUCUGGAUGGAGAUGCGAAGCCGUUCGAUCCCAAGCAGAGUGAAGAGGUGCAAACCGAAGUCGGAAAAGAAGCGCAGAGUUGGGAGUGGAAGGCUAAUUUCCCUGCCACAUGA